AUGGAGAUUGAUUUAGAAUGUGGAUCUGAGAAUGGAUCUGGAUUAUCAAAGUUUGUGGUGAUCGGAAGGAUAAUCGCAGAUCGAGUUCUAAAUCGCAAAGGUGUCAAGGCUAUUUUGAGGAACAUUUGGCCGGAAACUGUAGCGCCAUGCAUCAGAGAGAUUGGCGAUAAUAAAUAUAGCAUCUCUUUCAAGAAACAGGAUGCGAUGGAGAGGGCGAUUGCUGAUGCUAAUGCUGAGAGGAUUGGGAACAAGAUUGGAAGGCUCAUUGAAAUUGAAGAUCCAAGUAUGGUUGGUUUUGGAAAGGGGUAUUUGCGCAUUCGAGUUGCUCUUCCCAUUUUAGAGUCAUUGGUUGAUGGUUUUUGGGUUCCAAAAGAGAAUGGGGAUCGAAUUUGGGCAGUUGUUAAAUAUGAACGAUUGAUGGAUUUUUGUUUCAAUUGUGGACGGUUAGGCCAUGUUUUGAAGUUUUGUGGAGCUGAACUGUUAGAAUUACCGAGAUUUGGGCCUCAGAUGAGAGCUUUGCCGCCUAGAAGGGGUUUUAAUAGGUUGGAUUCAGGAUUUGGUGGUAGUAUUGGUGCUUGGGAGGAUGAUGAGGUUAAUAGUGCUCGUGGAUCUCAGAAGCAUUGGGAAGGGGAGAAUAGCAUUGGUUUAAGCAGAUCAGAUGGCUUAACUUUGGGAAGAGUUCAAGGGAGCAUGCUGAAAGAUGAUAUUCAGGGGACUAACUGGAAAGAUAGGCUGGAGGAGAGGAAAGCUAGGGAUCGUGCUUUGAGUAAAGGUAUUUCUCAUAGUCUUUCUUUACAUUCUGUAGCUGAAAAGAACAUUUAUGUUAAAGAUGUUACUGGAGAUUUAAGGUUGGUUAGAGAUACUGAGAAUUUUAUGAGCAAAAAUAGUAAUGUUGUGUUAAAAAUAUUAGAACCGAAUGAAACAGGUGUUUUGGAAAGUAAGGAGAGAGAAGAGUUUUGUGCGGAUAAUGAUCAAUUGAAUAAUGUUCUGGAAGAAUUGGGGAAUUUUAAUGCAGGAGAUAACAGGGAAAAGGGGACUUAUGAACUGGAGAAGUAUGUGGUUGAGAGUCCUUUAGUGGGGGAGCAGAUCGCUGGGAAUAAUAACGAUGUUUUGGAAGAUGGACAGAAUUGGGCUUUGGUAGAAUAUGAUGGUAAGGGUUGUCAGAGUCUUGAAGUGGUGAAUUCUGAGUUGUCUGCUGAUCUUAGGAAAUUGAAGAUUAGGAAAGGAAGGGAGGAUGGUAAUUUUGAUGAAGUCAGCAAGAAAAAGCAAAAAGUGGAGGUUUUGAAGGAGAUUAAUGUUGUUGAAACUGCUUGUCAAGAAGUCUUGUUUAGUGGAAAAGGGGCAGGAUCACCCUUGACAAGAAAUGUGCUUAAGGGUAUGGUUAAGGAUCAUGAUCCUGAUGUUAUUUUCUUAAUGGAGACUAAAAAUGGCUUUAAGAAGAUGGAAUGUUUGAGGAAGGGGUGUAAGAUGGAUAAUAGUUUGUAUAUUGAUCCUGAGGGUCUUAGUGGGGGGCUUGCCUUAUGGUGGAAGGGUGAGGUUAAUGUGCAGGUCAUUACGGGUAAUAAGAAUGUUAUUGAUACUAAAUUUGUCUGUUCUGAUACUGGUGACUUUAAUGACAUUAUGGUGGGUAGUGAGAAAGAAGGGGGUAGAAGUAAGGAGAGGAGAUUGAUGGAUAAUUUUGUGGAUUUCAUCAAUGAUUGUGGGCUAAAUGAUAUUAAGGCUCAUGGUCCGUUGUUUACUUGGAUGGGUAUUGGGGAGGGAGAAGUGAUUUUCAAUUUGGAAGCUCUUGGUUCUGAUCAUGCUCCUAUUUUGGUGGAUACUGACUACAAAGAGGAAAAGGCCCCUAGAAGAUUCAAAUUUGAAGCCACCUGGCUUACUUAUCCUGAUUGUAUGGAUGUUGUUAGAAAAGGAUGGGGUGAGCAGGUGGAUGGCACUAUGGCUUUCAAGUUCAUGAGGAAAUUGCAGAAGUGUAGAUCUCUACUGAUUCAGUGGUGUAAGGAUGCUGUACAGAACAAUAAGAAGGUUAUUUCAAAUCUAAAAAAGGAGGUUGCUAGUUUAAAAGAACAAGCACAAACUGAAGAAGAUUACAAAGUUAUGCAGGAGAUUGUUAAAAGAGUGAAAGAGGCUUGGCACAGAGAAGAGAAUGGUGAUGGAUCUUGGAGUGAAAAGGAAGACCAGGUUAUCAGGAGCUUUGCUGACUAUUAUGAUACUUUGUUUCGAACUGAUGGUAGGAGAGAUUGGGGUGAUAUUUUGGAUUGUGUUCCUCAACUGGUGACCAGGGAGAUGAAUGAGGAAUUGGUCAAGGAGAUCUCUAAUGAUGAAAUCCGUGAUGCUGUUUUCCAACUUGGUGCUUAUAAGGCACCUGGACCCGAUGGCUUUAGUGGUAUUUUCUACCAAAGAUGUUGGAAUGUUAUUAAGAAGGAUGUGUGUGAAGUUGUUAGAAGUUUCUUUCGGAGUGGGAGGAUGUUGAGAGAAUUGAAUAGAACAGAUAUUGUUCUUAUUCCAAAAAUUAAGGGUCCUACAUCAGUUUCUCAUUUCAGGCCAAUCAACCUUUGUAAUUUUAUUUACAAAGUAAUCUCCAAGGUUAUGGUAAAUAGGAUGCAACCUUUUUUGGGAGAGUUGAUUUCUGAACAGCAGAGUGCUUUUGUUGCUCAGAGAAUGAUUCAUGAUAAUAUUCUGAUAGCCAAUGAAGCCUUUCAUCAUAUGAGGUUGAAGAAGAGGGGUAGGAAGUAUGAAGUGGCUAUGAAAUUGGAUAUGAAUAAGGCCUACGAUAGGGUGGAGUGGGAUUUCUUGAGAAGUGUGCUUUUAAAACUUGGUUUUGACCCUCUUUGGGUCAGCUGGAUACUUGAAUGUGUCAGUACAGUCUCUUACUCUCUAAUUCUAAACGGUAAGCAAGCCUUUAAUAUUUUUCCUUCUAGAGGUCUUAGACAGGGAGAUCCUUUAUCCCCUUAUCUUUUUCUUUUUGUGGUUGAUGUUUUGUCUAGGUCAGUCCAACAAAAGGUACUUGAUGGUUCUAUCUCUGGUAUUCAGUUGAGUAGGCAGAGCCCUAUGCUUACUCAUCUGUUUUUUGCUGACGAUUCCCUUUUUUUCUUUGAUGCUAAUCUGGCAAAUUGCAGAAAUAUGAUCUCAUGUGUGCAGGACUAUUGUAGAGCUUCAGGUCAAAGCAUUAAUAUGGAGAAUUCAAGGCUGAUCUUUAGCUCAAAUGUCCCAGAAGAUGAAAGGCAGCAGGUUGAGAACUGUUUGGGAAUCAAAGUUGCUGCCAAUCCUGGUACUUAUUUGGGAAUUCCAACGUUUUGGGGCAAGUCUAAGUAUGAUGCCAUGGGAUUUAUCAAGGAAAAAGUUCUCACCAAAUUAAAGAGUUGGAAGCAGCAAACUCUGUCUUAUGGAGGGAGGGAGGUAAUGAUUAAGGCAGUUGCUAGUGCCAUGCCUGUUUAUGUUAUGGCUUGCUAUAAACUGCCUAAGAGAUUGUGUGAUGAUAUUAACUCUGCUAUGGCAAAAAGGGAAGGGUGUGAUAAGUUGAAAUGGAUUCAUGCGAAAGAUGGUAACUACACUGUUAAAUCAGGUUACCAAGUCAUGAAACAAGUAGAAGUAAUGAGGAAUAAUCAGGUACCAACUUCUUCUUAUAGAAUUAAUGUAGAUAUUUGGAAGUAUAUCUGGAAUCUUAAAAUCCCUAGUAAGUUACAAGUUUUCAUGUGGAGAUUAUGUCAUAAUGCUGUAGCUACUAUGUACAACUUAUGGAAGCGUAGGCUUAAGGACAAUCCUCUUUGCCCUAUUUGUUUUUCUUAUGAAGAAACUGUGGAACAUAUGAUAGUACAGUGUGAUUGGACUCGGGGUAUUUGGUUUGCUGUAUUGGGAAUUCGUGUAGUGAAGGAGCAUAUCAUUCAUUUUGAGGAUUGGUUAUUAGAUAUACAUAAGCAAUUACAAGAGUCUGGGAAGGACUGUAAAACUGCUGAUUCUCUAAUUGCAUAUGUUUGUUGGAGUAUAUGGCUUGAACGUUGUGCAGUUAGCUUUGGCUUAGACAAUGGUAAUGUUUUAGUUGAUAAUUUGGUAAAGGAUACUGAGGUUAAUGCAGAUGGGAAACAAUCUUGGCAGAAACCAGAGUUUGGAUGGCUGAAGAUUAAUUGUGAUGGGGCAUUUAUCAAAGAAACUCAUAAGGCUGGAAUUGGAGUUGUUGUUCGUGAUUCAGGUGGCAGGCUGUUAGAUGGGGCUUGUGAAUCAGUAAAAGCAAAUUCUGCAGAAAUGGUUGAAGCUUAUGCUCUUAAGAAAGGGGUUGAAUUAGCUGUGCAGAGGAAGUUUGAUAAAGUGGUUUUUGAAACAUAUUGCCGAACAGUUUAUACAGGUGUCACUGAUUCUAAAACUACUUGUAAUUGGCAGAUUGGUCCUAUUGUCCAGGAGAUUCGUUUUCUGAUGCAGCAAAUUCCUGUCAAGAAGUUUAAAUGGAUUCGUAGAACUUGUAAUGCAGCAGCGCAUUGGGCAACUUCAGAAGCUGUGAAGGGGAUGUGCAAUUUGGGUUGGCUUCGGUUGCCCCCAUCCUCUUUAAUGUUCAUAUUAGAUAAAGAUGGUUUACCUGCGCCCCCUCCUCUUGUUUAA
Molecule: messenger RNA, 4590 nt
Organism: Corchorus capsularis
Lineage: Eukaryota; Viridiplantae; Streptophyta; Magnoliopsida; Malvales; Malvaceae
Source: the annotation of a GenBank genome assembly